Messenger RNA from Pelodiscus sinensis (Chinese soft-shelled turtle), 1078 nucleotides. Lineage: Eukaryota; Metazoa; Chordata; Testudines; Trionychidae. The record is from RefSeq and is a predicted model, not a curated record.
AUGGUUGCUGGGAUCGUGAUUCUUCCAGAUGUUAAUCUAGCUUGUUUCUCUGUUCUACAGGUGCAGCAUGCAAGCAAACAGAUUACAGUAGACAAGCAAUACAAAGGCAUCAUGGACUGUGUUGUCCGUAUCCCCAAAGAGCAGGGUUUCCUGUCCUUCUGGCGUGGCAACCUGGCUAAUGUGAUCAGAUACUUCCCUACUCAGGCCCUCAACUUUGCUUUCAAAGACAAAUACAAGCAGGUCUUCCUGGGUGGCGUCGAUAAAAGAACCCAGUUCUGGCGUUACUUUGCCGGCAACCUGGCCUCUGGUGGUGCUGCUGGUGCUACAUCUCUCUGUUUUGUCUACCCUCUUGACUUUGCCCGUACUCGUCUGGCAGCUGAUGUGGGUAAAGCUGGAGCAGACAGAGAAUUCAACGGUCUUGGUGACUGCCUAGUCAAGAUUUUCAGGUCUGAUGGUCUUAAGGGCCUGUACCAAGGCUUCAAUGUGUCCGUGCAGGGCAUCAUUAUCUACAGAGCAGCCUAUUUUGGCAUCUAUGACACUGCUAAGGGAAUGCUUCCUGACCCAAAGAACACCCACAUCAUCAUCAGCUGGAUGAUUGCUCAGACAGUUACCGCUGUUGCGGGUUUGACUUCCUAUCCAUUUGAUACUGUACGCCGUCGGAUGAUGAUGCAGUCAGGGCGUAAAGGAACUGACAUCAUGUACUCUGGUACAAUUGACUGCUGGCGAAAGAUUGCCCGUGAUGAAGGGUCCAAAGCUUUCUUCAAGGGUGCAUGGUCCAAUGUACUCAGAGGAAUGGGUGGUGCUUUUGUCUUAGUAUUGUAUGAUGAAAUCAAGAAGUAUACUUAAUUCAUUCCUCAUGUGAACUGGCAUGUUGUAUUAUGUAACUUACUCUGACCAUUCAUGGACUGUGUAUUAAAAAAAAAAAAUUGAUCACAACUGGUAUCUACUGGUUGGCAAAGGGCAGCUGCCGUGCUCACCUGUCUGUCAAGUCAUUCCCCUGUUGAUGGGACUCAAAUGUUUUUAUUUCAGACACUCCAUUUAAAUAAAUCUGAUGAAAUAAAAAAACAUUAAGAACCAA